GUAAGAUGGCGGCGCUGAGGGCUGUGUGCGGCCUCCGGGGCAUCGCAGCCCAGGUGCUGCGGGCUGGGGCUGGAGUCCGACUGCCGAUUCAGCGCAGCAGAGGUGCUCGGCAGUGGCAGCCAGAUGUGGAAUGGGCACAGCAGUUUGGGGGAGCUGUUAUGUACCCAAGCAAAGAAACAGCCCACUGGAAGCCUCCACCUUGGAAUGAUGUGGACCCACCAAAGGACACAAUGGUGAAGAACAUGACCCUGAACUUUGGGCCCCAACACCCAGCAGCGCAUGGUGUCCUGUGACUAGUGAUGGAAUUGAGUGGGGAGAUGGUGCGGAAGUGUCAUCCUCACAUUGGGCUCCUGCACCGAGGCACUGAGAAGCUCAUUGAAUAUAAGACCUAUCUUCAGGCCCUUCCAUACUUUGACCGGCUAGACUAUGUGUCCAUGAUGUGUAAUGAACAGGCCUAUUCUCUAGCUGUGGAGAAGUUGCUAAACAUCCGGCCUCCUCCCUGGGCACAGUGGAUCCGAGUGCUGUUUGGAGAAAUCACACGGCUGUUGAACCACAUCAUGGCUGUGACCACACGUGCCCUGGAUCUUGGGACCAUGACCCCUUUCUUCUGGCUGUUUGAAGAAAGGGAGAAGAUGUUUGAGUUCUACGAGCGAGUGUCUGGAGCCCGAAUGCAUGCUGCUUAUAUCCGGCCAGGAGGAGUGCACCAGGACCUACCCCUUGGGCUUAUGGAUGACAUUUAUGAGUUUUCUAAGAACUUCUCUCUUCGGCUUGAUGAGUUGGAGGAGAUGCUGACCAACAAUAGGAUCUGGCGAAAUCGGACAAUUGACAUUGGGGUUGUAACAGCAGAAGAAGCACUUAACUAUGGUUUUAGUGGAGUGCUGCUUCAGGGCUCAGGCAUCCAGUGGGACCUGCGGAAGACCCAGCCCUAUGAUGUUUACGACCAGGUUGACUUUGAUGUUCCUGUUGGUUCUCGAGGGGACUGCUAUGAUAGGUACCUGUGCCGAGUGGAGGAGAUGCGCCAGUCCCUGAGAAUUAUCGCACAGUGUCUAAACAAGAUGCCCCCUGGGGAGAUCAAGAUUGAUGAUGCCAAAGUGUCUCCACCUAAGCGAGCAGAGAUGAAGACUUCCAUGGAGUCACUGAUUCAUCACUUUAAGUUGUAUACUGAGGGCUACCAAGUUCCUCCAGGAGCCACAUACACUGCCAUUGAGGCUCCCAAGGGAGAGUUUGGGGUAUACCUGGUAUCUGAUGGCAGCAGCCGCCCUUAUCGAUGCAAGAUCAAGGCUCCUGGUUUUGCCCAUCUGGCUGGUUUGGACAAGAUGUCUAAGGGACACAUGUUGGCAGAUGUCUUUGCCAUCAGAGGUACCCAAGAUAUUGUAUUUGGAGAAGUAGAUCGGUGAGCAGGGGAGCAGCGUUUGAUCCCCCAUGCCUAUCAGCUUCUUCUGUGGAGCCUGUCCCUCACUGGAAAUUGGCCUGUGUGUGUGUGUGUGUGUGUGUGUGUGUGUACAUGUUCAUGUACACUUGGCUGUCAGGCUUUCUGUGCAUGUACUGAAAAAGGAGAAAUUAUAAUAAAUUAGCCGUCUUGCAGCCCCUAGGCCUAAAAAAAA
Molecule: messenger RNA, 1604 nt
Organism: Piliocolobus tephrosceles (Ugandan red Colobus)
Lineage: Eukaryota; Metazoa; Chordata; Mammalia; Primates; Cercopithecidae
Product: NADH dehydrogenase [ubiquinone] iron-sulfur protein 2, mitochondrial-like
Exons: 1
Coding region: 300-1397 (365 amino acids)
Biological process (GO): mitochondrial electron transport, NADH to ubiquinone
Cellular component (GO): respiratory chain complex I
Molecular function (GO): quinone binding; NAD binding; oxidoreductase activity, acting on NAD(P)H
Source: RefSeq, a predicted model, not a curated record